CACUCCUGAGUCCUGAUCUCCGAUCGCUCGCCACCUCACGACCGGACUCCCCUGCUCCAGCUCUCACCUAUCCUCGAAGCAGCAAUGGCUGAAGCCGUGGAGAGCGGCGGGCGGGCGCUCCUGGUCUCGGAGUUGGGCCGCGUGCAGGACCUGGUGAGCCAGCUCGAGCUGCAGCUGCGCGCGCCCGCGGACGCGGACUCCGUCGACCUCUGCCGCUGCCUCGUGCAACAGAUCGUCGCGCUCACCGACCGCUCCAUCGGCAUGCUCCACUCGUCACCGGACCUCGCCCCCUCGCCGCUGACCGCCACGGGGAGCCCGAUAAGCAGUGACGCCGCCUCCGACCACCACCCCUUCCGCCCCGCCGGCGCCAGCCCCAAGAAGCGCAAGGCCACGGCGCGCUGGACCAGCCAGCAGGUGCGCGUCAGCGCCGACGACGGCCACAGCUGGCGCAAGUACGGCCAGAAGGACAUCCUCGGCGCCAGGCACCCGCGGGCCUACUACCGCUGCACGCACCGCAACUCGCAGAACUGCCUGGCCACCAAGCAGGUGCAGCGCGCCGACGACCACCCCGCGCUCUUCGACGUCGUCUACCACGGCGAGCACACCUGCAGGCCCGCCGCCGCCGGCGGCGGGUCCAAGAGGGCGCAGCAGCACAACCCGCACGCGCAGGCCGCGCUGCAGGGCCUCGCCGCGCGGCUCACGGUGGCCACCACCACCACGGACAACGCCGCCGGGCUCCCGCCGAUGACGCCCGAGAGCUGCCCCGUGCGGGGCGCCUCGUCCCCGUGGUCCCUCGCGUCGCCCGUCGGCUCCGACUUCAACGGCUGCCUGCACCAGGGCAUCUCGCCUUGCCCGGUGCCCGGGUACAGGGACUGGACCUCGGACGUGGACCUCCAGGAGGUGGUGUCAUCGGCGUUCGCCGCCGUCUCGUCGGUUGCGCCCCUUCCGGUGCCUGACGACGAAUUCAUGCCUCUCGAAUGCGUCGAAUACGUAUUCGACCAGAACUUCGACAUUGACACCGCAAUGCCAAGCCUCUACUAUCCAUGAGAAGAGCAACUGAUCGGCAGCACUGUCCACUUCUCCAAGACAGGAGGGAGGAGCAGAGCUGCAGCAGAGGAGCCUAUUCCUGAGAACUGUGCAGUAGCAGAAGCCAGCAAAGCUUUUAGGAUACAUUUUAAUGUCUCAUUAUCUUUUCUUUCUUUCUUUCUUUCCCUUUCAUGGGUUGGGUUUUGUUGAUUUCACUCAGCAAGAGAAAAGUUAAUUUUUACUA
Molecule: messenger RNA, 1270 nt
Organism: Zea mays
Lineage: Eukaryota; Viridiplantae; Streptophyta; Magnoliopsida; Poales; Poaceae
Exons: 1
Coding region: 85-1047 (320 amino acids)
Biological process (GO): regulation of DNA-templated transcription
Cellular component (GO): nucleus
Molecular function (GO): DNA-binding transcription factor activity; transcription cis-regulatory region binding
Source: RefSeq, marked validated